AUGGCUCGCGCUCGGAUCCGAAAGAACCCUCAUCGGCGCAGGAGAGACUACGAGAGGAAGAAGCGACUCCAAGAACUUUGUGCUUUUGUCGAACAGCAGAAUGCCCAGGCCGAUGGCACGGGAGAUGGCGCUGGGCCAGCCGGCACUGCCCUGCCCUCGGACAAGGACGCACCCGGCCCAAAGACCGCAUCCACCACCGAUCAGAAGACGCCUCCCUCGGAGGCUAAGCAGCGGUGCAAGCACCGCAAAGUCCCCGACCGCCACUACUAUGAUCGCCCUGAAAAGAUGGAGCGCCAGUAUCUGGGCUUCCAGCGCCGCGUCACAUCCGUCGUUGACGAGAAGAUUGCGAAGGGGUCCGCCACCCUCGACAAGUGGAAGCGGGAUGCCGGUGCCUUCAUGGACAAGUUCAAGCGCAAGGAGGAGGAGGAGCGGGAAGCGAUGGAACGUGACCUGCGCAGGAUCCGACAAAACCACUGCAUGCGGCUCGAAGUUCACGAAAGACGGAUCGACCGCCUGUCGAAGAGAUUUGAAGAGAUCAGGAAACAAUGCGCCAAGUCGAGCAACUGA
Messenger RNA from Fusarium falciforme, 567 nucleotides. RefSeq lists its product as hypothetical. Bases 1 to 567 code for a protein of 188 amino acids. The record is from RefSeq and is a predicted model, not a curated record. Lineage: Eukaryota; Fungi; Ascomycota; Sordariomycetes; Hypocreales; Nectriaceae. The transcript has 2 exons.